AUGCAGAGAGGCUUUAAGGGAUACGCACUUCGACUGCUGCUACUCCAGCCCGAUUUCGCGAGCAAAGGUGAGGCAAAGGACGGGUAUGGUGUGGGAGGGAUGAAGGAGAGGAGGAGGGGAGAGAAGCGCAUUGUGCUUAUCAGGCACGGGCUGAGCUCGUGGAAUGCGGAGGGGAGAGUCCAGGGCCGGUCGGAUGAGUCUGUUUUGUCGGAGACUGGCGAGAUUCGGGCGCUGAGGUGCAGAGAGGCGCUGAGGGAUACCCACUUCGACUGCUGCUACUCCAGUCCGAUUUCUCGAGCUAAGGCGCUGCGGUGCAGAGAGGCGCUGAGGGAUACUCAGUUUGACUGCUGCUACUCCAGCCCCAUAUCACGAGCCAAGAGCAGUGCAUCACCUGGGAGGGGCGCAAGGGAGCCUCUCGUGUUUCUGGAGAGCAGCGCGGAGAUCAUUUGGGAGGGGCGCAAGGAGCCUCUGGUGUUCCUGGACUCCCUUAGCGAGGCCCACCUGCACUUUCUUGAAGGCAUGCUCAACUCCGAAGCUAAGCGGCUGUAUCCGGACCUGUUCCGAGCCUGGCGAGAAGAUCCGGCGAACUUCUGUGUGGAUGGGGUGUUUCCGGUGCACCAGCUGUGGGAUCAGGCCAGAGACACGUUCAGGGCAAUGGACGUCAACAAUGGGGGCAUGUGUGUGGUGAUGGUGAACAGUAGAGGCGAGCCCAUGGUGGAGAGUCUCAAUGUCACGGCACAUCUACACCCCCCUUUCCCUUCCCCUCCACCGGCUGCUCUGCUGCUACCAGCGCUGCUGACAGUAUCCCUGGGAGUGGCCAACCGAGUGCCAUACAAUCCGAGACCCUCUUUCUCAUGCCCUCUUUCUCAUGCCCUCUUUCCCAUACGUUUCCCCUCUUCCAUCCACCAGAUGCUGCUAGCAGCGCUGCUGACAGUGUCUCUGGGAGUGGCCAACCCACUCCUACUACUUGCACUGCUGACAGUAUCUCUGGGAGUGGCCAACCGAGUGCUUCACCUCUCAUCCUCCUCCUCGUCUGCUGCUCCCUCGAUAUGGUCACACCCGACAUGCUCCCUCGUCUCGCAGCCCGUCCUGUGCCCUGCUCCCCCCCUUUCCUUCUCGUCCGUACCUCCCUUGCCCCUUUUCCUCCUCGUUCGUACCUCCCUUGUCCCUUUUCUCAUUUCCCUUUACCGUUUCCGCAUCCGCCCCUUGGCAGCAGCAGUUGUCAAGAAGCCGCCUCUGCCCACUCUCCUCUCCCCCCUCUCCCCCCUCUCCCUGCUCUCCCCCCUCUCCCCGCUCUCCCCCCUCUCCCCGCUCUCUCUCCACUCCCCUCCCUCUCCCCCCAUUCCCUCUCCCAGCUACGUGGCAGUCUAUUCACUCACCCUCCUCGCACGCACCUCCCUCAAUAUAGUCACACCCGACAUGCUCUCUCUGCCCAAGCUUCCCUUCAUGCUCAUGGGGCUGCUGGAAGGAGCAGGACUCGCAUUAGGCAUAAUUGCUGCUGCCCCUAAACCCCGAACCCCUAAUUCCUAUCCCGACAUGCUCACUCUGCCCAAGCACCCCUUGCUGCUCAUGGGGCUGCUAGAAGCAGCAGGACUCGCGACAGGCAUGAAGGCUGCUGGUGACUUGAAAGGCAGUGCCAACACAUAUGUCGUUUGCACGAACGUCAUCCCCUCUGCUCCCGUGCCCUCCCCUGCUGCCUUCCCCUGCUGCCCUCCCCUGCUGCCCUCCCCUGCUGCCCUCCCCUGCUGCCCUCCCCUGCUGCCCUCCCCUGCUGCCCGCCCCUGCUGCCCCCCCUAUGCCCCCCCUCUGCAGCGCACAUGCCAGGAGUCCUCAUCCCAGUGCUCUCACAGGUAUGCCCUUCCCUUCCCUCUUUGCUGUCGCACUGCACCGCACACAACCUCUGUGUUCCCCACUCUUCGCCCUGCAGGUCUUCCUGGUGUGGCAGGUCACCCUCGCUUAUCUCUCUCACUUCUUUCUUCAACCAUCUCUCCCGCUCUGCACCGCACACAACCCCUUCAGGUCUUCCUGGUGUGGCAGGUCACCUUCUCUUAUGUCUUCCUCGGCUGCCGGUACUCGCUACAGCAGCUUCUGGGAUGCUUCCUCGUGAUCAUGGGGAUUGCCGUGGUGGUGAUCACAAGUGGACCGCCAUUGCAUAUUGUGUCCACGUUAUUAGCUUCUCUGCUAGCAGCAACACCGAUCCAGUGGCCCCUCCUCUUCCUAUUGUCCACUGUGCUUCCAGCAGCAUCCUCUGUUCUUAAGUACACUAAGAUGUUCCAACAGAAAUACCUCUUCCAGCUCUCAUACCCGUUUCCCCACCUCCUUCCCCUCAUCUUCUCCUACUGA
This is a messenger RNA of Closterium sp. NIES-65, 2343 nucleotides long. Lineage: Eukaryota; Viridiplantae; Streptophyta; Zygnematophyceae; Desmidiales; Closteriaceae. The record is from the annotation of a GenBank genome assembly.